Nasonia vitripennis (jewel wasp) is the source of this 2011-nucleotide messenger RNA. It is a transcript of the gene Rpt6, whose product is annotated as 26S proteasome regulatory subunit 8. Gene Ontology annotation, cellular component: proteasome regulatory particle, base subcomplex. The record is from RefSeq and is a predicted model, not a curated record. Gene Ontology annotation, biological process: proteasome-mediated ubiquitin-dependent protein catabolic process. The coding region runs from base 310 to 1527 and encodes 405 amino acids. Gene Ontology annotation, molecular function: ATP binding; ATP hydrolysis activity; proteasome-activating activity. The transcript has 5 exons. NCBI's taxonomy places the organism in Eukaryota, Metazoa, Arthropoda, Insecta, Hymenoptera, Pteromalidae.
AACAAUUUUGUUUUUGUUGAAUAUUCACUCAUUCAAAAAUCGCGCCUUUUCAAACACCUACGCGAAUUCGAAGAAAGUCCCUAGAAAUCUAGAAUUAGUACAUUCAUUUAAUCUCUUAUCUCUAGGAACAAGGCGAACAGUUCCCAGAUCGGCCGUAGCCGCGCAGUGACAAGCAUUUUCCGAAAUCACUUCGGAAUUUGUUUCCAGUUUUUCAAUUUUCGCCGAGGUACUCAAUAAACAAUCGCAUUUACAUGAGUUCAUAGUUCAUCUACAGGUCUCCGGAGUCCUUUGUGGAUCAAAAUAUUCAAAAUGACGUUGACAAACAAGAUGGAAAUCGACGAGAAGACGUCGAAGGGCGAAGGUUUCAAGCCCUACUACAUCCAAAAAAUCGAAGAGCUGCAGCUCAUCGUCGCCGAAAAAAGUCAAAACCUUCGUCGUUUACAAGCACAGCGUAAUGAGCUCAAUGCCAAGGUGCGUAUGCUCCGCGAAGAGCUCCAACUUCUCCAAGAACAGGGUUCUUACGUUGGAGAGGUUGUAAAACCCAUGGACAAAAAGAAGGUUCUGGUCAAGGUCCAUCCAGAAGGAAAGUUUGUUGUCGACUUGGACAAGAACAUUGACAUCAAUGAUGUUACACCCAAUUCUCGAGUAGCUUUGAGAAAUGAAAGCUACACGCUGCACAAAAUUCUUCCCAACAAAGUCGAUCCUCUUGUGUCCCUCAUGAUGGUCGAAAAGGUUCCUGACUCGACUUAUGAAAUGGUUGGUGGUCUGGAUAAGCAAAUCAAGGAAAUCAAAGAAGUCAUUGAGUUGCCAGUCAAGCAUCCAGAGCUGUUCGAUGCUCUUGGUAUUGCUCAACCUAAGGGAGUUCUUCUAUAUGGACCACCUGGUACUGGAAAAACUUUGUUGGCAAGAGCAGUGGCUCACCACACUGAAUGCACAUUUAUCAGAGUCUCAGGUUCUGAACUUGUACAAAAGUUCAUUGGAGAAGGAUCCCGUAUGGUCAGAGAACUUUUUGUUAUGGCAAGAGAGCAUGCACCAUCAAUUAUUUUCAUGGAUGAGAUCGAUUCUAUUGGUAGCUCUCGUAUCGAAUCAGGAUCUAGUGGUGACAGCGAGGUACAACGUACUAUGUUGGAGCUGCUGAAUCAGUUAGAUGGUUUUGAAGCCACAAAGAAUAUUAAAGUUAUCAUGGCCACGAAUCGUAUAGAUAUCUUGGAUCCUGCACUUUUGCGUCCAGGUCGUAUUGACCGAAAAAUCGAGUUCCCGCCACCAAAUGAGGAAGCCCGUCUCGACAUUUUGAAGAUUCAUUCGAGAAAAAUGAACUUAACGCGCGGUAUUAACUUGAGAAAAAUAGCCGAACUUAUGCCUGGUGCUUCUGGAGCUGAAGUUAAGGGCGUGUGCACUGAGGCUGGUAUGUAUGCUUUGAGAGAACGCCGAGUUCACGUUACACAAGAAGACUUUGAGAUGGCUGUUGCAAAGGUCAUGCAGAAAGAUUCGGAAAAGAAUAUGUCGAUUAAGAAGCUAUGGAAAUAAAUAACUCGAGAUUAACUUUAUUUGAUGAACUAUAAUUUAAUUUCAUUGUUGCAAACAUUUUAUAAAUUCAUUUAAUAUGUAUAAAUAAAAAGGUAUUGAUCAAGAAAUCACUGAUUAGACUUAAGUAAGAUGUACUACAGGUUGCUAAUGCCUUUGAAACUCUUAUUCUUUAUUUCCGCUUUUGACGUUUCUCCUCUGCGAACAUAAGGACAAAGCGUCAAAAUCUGUUCGAAAAGUACGAAUGUGGACUGUCAAAACUUACGAACUGUAAAAUCUUCACUAAUUUCUCCAUCAAUAAUGCACAAUAUUGACCUUGAUUUAACGAUCGAUCCUUGGAGUAUAAGCGCGGUAAAAACAUACCGCAUAUAGCAUUGACUAACCUAUAGAAAUGUAUUGAAGUGUGGAAUUUUGAGAUAAUUAAAGCAAACUACUGUACUUUUUUUAGUUAAUAUGAAUUGUUUAAUAAAGAGCUUUUAUAACACGA